Messenger RNA from Cryptomeria japonica (Japanese cedar), 1699 nucleotides. RefSeq lists its product as uncharacterized. The transcript is spliced from 9 exons. Bases 303 to 1574 code for a protein of 423 amino acids. The record is from RefSeq and is a predicted model, not a curated record. Lineage: Eukaryota; Viridiplantae; Streptophyta; Pinopsida; Cupressales; Cupressaceae.
AACUUGAAUGCUUCAAACUUGCUUUAAACGGAACAAUUUUCUUUCGGCCUUGCCAGACGGAUUACUAAUUAAGGCAAUUACAUCCAAGGAAUUUUCUUUCGGCCUUGCCAGACGGAUUACUAAUUAAGGCAAUUACAUCCAAGGCAGCAGUAUAGCAGCUCACUGGUUAAGUCGCUACCGACACGUGUCAGUAGCAUCCACGGACGAGUCCAUUCAGCUUCCACUUGAGCGCCAACCGCACGCGCCACAAGAAGAAUUUUUAUAGACUGCUGAAUACAAUAAUUUUUCAGCAGCUGAAUUCAAUGGCGAGCGCACCGGGCGAUUACAUACAUUUUAAGGCUAAUGUGCCUCUCCGCCAUGUAUCGGUUGGACUCAAGCAAUGGCGAUAUUAUGAUUAUGGUCCCAAGCAGGUGCCUGCACUCAUCUGUCUUUCAGGCAUUAUGGGGACAGCUGAUGUUUUCUACAAACAAAUUAUGUUUUUGUCGAUGAAGGGUUAUCGAGUGAUUGCUGCAGAUGCACCACCUGUUUGGAGUCAUCAAGAAUGGGUUAAUACAUUUGAAAAGUUCCUGGAUGCUAUUGAUAUCCAUCAUGUCCAUCUGUAUGGGACAGAACUUGGGGGGUUUCUAGCUCAAAUAUUUGCACAAUAUCGUCCAAGGCGAGUAAAAUCAUUGGUGCUUUCCAAUACAUUUCUCGACACUCAAUAUUUUGCAGAUAAAACACCUUGGUCUUCAUUGAUACAUUGGACUCCGUGCUUUAUACUAAAGCGACAUAUUUUGACAGGGCUUCCAAAAGAACCACAAGAACCCUUUAUUGCAGAUUCUAUAGAUUUUGUGGUGAACCAGCUUGAAACCCUCGAGAGGGAUGACUUGGCAUCACGUUUGAUUCUGAAGGCAACUUCUGCUUCUAUUGGUCGAUUGCUCCUACCAGACUCAGAAAUCACGAUAAUGGAUACUUGUGAUCAUAAUGCCGUGCCUCGUGAAUUGAAAAAUCAAUUACUGGAAAGAUAUCCUGCUGCUAAAGAGGCAUUUCUUAAGACUGGAGGUUAUUUUCCAUUUCUAUCACGGCCAGAUGAGGUUAACCUUCACUUGCAGCUACACUUGCGACGGGUAGGAGUGGAAGGACGACCUGAUUUAGUAAAAGGUCCAACACGGAGGGACAGUACUGGAAACCCAGCGAAGGAAAAUGAUACAUCUGAGGAUACUGGUGAUUCAUCCAAAAACAGUGAAAGUGCUUUCAGGCAAGUUGAAGAUGGAUCACUUUCAAGUGAAAGUGCAGGUUCUGCUGAUGCUGUGGUUGAACAUCUUGAAUGCUGCACAAAUGAAUCUGUUGACGGUGAAACGAUGUCAAUGGCUGUGCAUUUAGCAGAAAAUUAUGUAAGGCACAUUUAUGCUACUUUGCUAAGUGGAUUAGCCAUGGCUCUAGGUAAAUAUAUAAUGAUUGCCACUCUACUGAUGGAAGUCAUAUCUCAUGGUUGUUCAUUCGCUUCCUGCUGCUCCUCAUCUUGUGUUGAAUUCUAUGGUCUUGGAACCAAGACAUCUCAAUUUGUAAAAUGUGUUGUUUUACAAUGCCUGUGAGUAAAAUGUAUAUAACCUGUUCCAGGACAACAUGCAUUAUUUAUGCCCUUUUGACUCUCCUAGAACACAAUCCAGCAUGUAUACAUAUUUAUUUUGUAAUAGUGUAAAUUGUCUCAUUAUGAUCA